Messenger RNA from Myripristis murdjan (pinecone soldierfish), 1142 nucleotides. RefSeq names its product Krueppel-like factor 7. Gene Ontology annotation, molecular function: DNA-binding transcription factor activity, RNA polymerase II-specific; RNA polymerase II cis-regulatory region sequence-specific DNA binding. The transcript has 4 exons. Lineage: Eukaryota; Metazoa; Chordata; Actinopteri; Holocentriformes; Holocentridae. The record is from RefSeq and is a predicted model, not a curated record. The coding region runs from base 202 to 1107 and encodes 301 amino acids. Gene Ontology annotation, biological process: regulation of transcription by RNA polymerase II.
CUCCAGUCUCUUUUACGCACAAAGUCCGAUAAUGCGCGCAGGUACAGGAACCCUAACAGCCACAUUUCCCACCAGCUUACUGAGCAAUUAAUUUCCUCUUAUGGACUAAUGUGAAAGGAGUGGAUGUAGAAAUUUGACACAGCCAAGAAGGAGGUAUAUUUCUUGUGGAUCGUUCUUGUUUUCCAUAAACCGAGCGUCACCAUGGAUGUCUUGGCGAACCACAGUAUCUUUCAGGAACUUCAGCUUGUCCAUGACACCGGCUACUUCUCUGCCAUGCCGUCGCUGGAGGAAAACUGGCAGCAGACCUGCCUUGAAUUGGAGCGCUACCUGCAGACGGAGCCCAAGCGCCUGUCGGAGCUCUUCGACCAAGACCUGGAUGGCCUCCUCACCCCGGCCUACCUGAAGGAGGACAGUGAGGAGGAGUUGUCGGACGCCCUCCUUCCCAGCCUGCCCGGCCUCCCCGAGCCGCCCAGCCCGCCUCCAGCGCUCCUCUGCCCCACACGCAAGAACCUUCCCUCCCUUGGAGCAGUGAAAAGAGACCUCAAACCCAAGGGUCAGGGGCAGGAAGGUGCAGAGGGGGUGGAGGGCGUCCACCAGGCCCAGCUGAGUGCCGUCACCUCCCUGACACCGCCCUCAUCUCCGGAGCUGGGCCGGCACCUGGUCAAGCCCAGCCAGACGCUGACAGCCUCGGCUGACGGGACGCUUACCCUGAAGCUGGUGGCCAGGAAGGUGGGGCUUAGCGCGGCCCGGCUGGUGGCGGCGCACACGCUCCCCGUCCGAGUGAAGGACGAAGAGGAGGGGGCAGCGUGCGUGAUAGGGGUCGGGGAGCUACCGGAGAAUAAGAAGAGGAUCCACCGCUGUCAGUUCAACGGCUGCAGGAAGGUGUACACCAAGAGCUCCCACCUCAAGGCCCACCAGAGGACACACACAGGUGAGAAGCCGUACAAGUGCUCGUGGGAGGGCUGUGAGUGGCGAUUCGCCCGGAGCGACGAGCUGACGAGGCACUACCGCAAACACACUGGCGCCAAGCCUUUUAAGUGUAACCACUGUGACAGGUGUUUCUCGCGGUCGGAUCACUUGGCACUGCACAUGAAGAGGCACAUCUGAAGAGUUUGAGAGAGGUCAGCAGGAGUGGAGGAGAG